GUCACGCACCUCAUGAAGCGGAUCCAGAGGGGCCCGGUGCGCGGCAUCUCCAUCAAGCUGCAGGAGGAGGAGCGGGAGCGCAGGGACAACUACGUGCCCGAGGUCUCGGCGCUGGACCAGGAGAUCAUCGAGGUGGACCCCGACACCAAGGACAUGCUGAAGCUCCUGGACUUCGGCAGCCUGUCCAACCUGCAGGUCACCCAGCCCACGGUGGGGAUGAACUUCAAAACGCCGCGGGGGGCCGUGUGACUUCUGCGCCUCGCGUUUCCAAUAAACUCUGGACAGCCGC
Messenger RNA from Condylura cristata (star-nosed mole), 289 nucleotides. RefSeq names its product ribosomal protein S17 (gene RPS17). Gene Ontology annotation, biological process: translation. The transcript has 3 exons. Gene Ontology annotation, molecular function: structural constituent of ribosome. The annotation marks the transcript as partial. NCBI's taxonomy places the organism in Eukaryota, Metazoa, Chordata, Mammalia, Eulipotyphla, Talpidae. Gene Ontology annotation, cellular component: ribosome. The record is from RefSeq and is a predicted model, not a curated record.